UCACUCCGUCUGAUGGAAGCUAAAGUGAAGCACGGAGCUCCUGUUCUACAGACCUGCUGAGGACAGAAGAGAGCUGCUCACUGAGGACGUUCAUGUCUACAAGAUCACAGGUUGUUGUGAAGGUGUGGAGGUGUGGACUCUGCUAUGAAUCAGGGUGAGGACCCAGAGGACAGAGUCCCUCCCUCUGAAGCCCCUCUGUGGGGGGGACAUGACAGACAGACCAAAGUUCAGAGGACCCAUCAGAGACCAGAACCUGAUCCUCAAUCAGGACCUGAUCCUAAACCAGGACCUGGCCCCAGCUGUGUGUCCAUGAAGAGUAACUGGUCUAUGGAUCCUCCUUUGAAAUUCAAAGAUGUCCGUCCCUCUGCUGAUGCAAGGUCACAUUGGCAGAAAGAAAAGUCUCCUGAACCCAGCUGUGUGUCCAUGAAGAGUAACUGGUCUAUGGAUCCUCCUUUGAAAUUCAAAGAUGGCCGUCCCUCUGCUGAUGCAAGAGAGGACCAGGAGAGCUCAGAGGUUCCCACAGAGUCUGCCCAGCAGCAUCAAACCCACCUGGACUCCAUCUUCAUGCUGCUGGAGGAGAACAUCCUCACUUUUAUGAAGAACGAGCUGAAGAUGAUCCAGAAGGUUUUGAGUUCAGAUUACCCAGAAUGCUUAGAGGAUGAGGAGGUGCUGGAUGAAGAGCAGAGGAGGAGCAGAGAGGCAUUUGUGAAGAUCUCAGUGCACUUCCUGAGGAGAAUGAAGCAGGAGGAGCUGGCUGAGCGUCUGCAGAGCAGACUUCCUGCUGUUUGUCAGCGUGAACUCAAAUCCAACCUGAAGAAGAAGUUCCAGUGUGUGUUUGAGGGCAUCGCUAAAGCAGGAAACCCAACCCUUCUGAAUGAGAUCUACACAGAGCUCUACAUCACAGAGGGAGGGACUGCAGAGGUCAAGGAAGAACAUGAGGUCAGACAGAUUGAAACAGCAUCCAGGAGACCAGCCAGACCAGAAACAACCAUCAGACAAGAAGACCUCCUCAAAGCCUCAGAUGGAGGAGAAGAACCAAUCAGAACAGUGAUGACUAAGGGAGUGGCUGGCAUUGGGAAAACAGUCUUAACACAGAAGUUCACUCUGGACUGGGCUGAAGACAAAGACCACCAGGACAUACAGUUCACAUUUCCAUUCACCUUCAGAGAGCUGAAUGUGCUGAGAGAGAAGAAGUUCAGCUUGGUGGGACUUGUUCAUCACUUCUUCAGUGAAACCAGAGCAGCAGGAAUCUGCAGGUUUGAAGAGUUCCAGGUUGUGUUCAUCUUUGACGGUCUGGAUGAGUGUCGACUUCCUCUGGACUUCCACAACAAUGAGAUCCUGACUGAUGUCACAGAGACCUCCUCAGUGGAUGUGCUCCUCACAAACCUCAUCAGGGGGAAGCUGCUCCCCUCUGCUCGCCUCUGGAUAACCACACGACCUGCAGCAGCCAAUCAGAUCCCUCCUGAGUGUGUUGGCAUGGUGACAGAGGUCAGAGGGUUCACUGACCCCCAGAAGGAGGAGUACUUCAGGAAGAGGUUCAGAGAGGAGGAGCAGGCCACCAGGAUCAUCUCUCACAUCAAGACCUCACGAAGCCUCCACAUCAUGUGUCACAUCCCAGUCUUCUGCUGGAUCACUGCUGGAGUUCUGGAGGAGAUGUUGAAGACCAGAAAGGGAGGGCAGUUGCCCAAGACCCUGACUGAGAUGUACAUCCACUUCCUGGUGGUUCAGUCCAAAGUGAAGAAGGUCAAGUACGAUGGAGGAGCUGAGACGGAUCCACACUGGAGUCCAGAGAGCAGGGAGAUGAUCGAGUCUCUGGGAAAACUGGCCUUUGAUCAGCUGCAGAAAGGUCACCUGAUCUUCUAUGAAUCCGACCUGACAGAGUGUGGCAUCGAUAUCAGAGCAGCCUCAGUGUGCUCAGGAGUGUUCACUCAGAUCUUCAGAGAGGAGAGAGGACUGUACCAGGACAAGGUGUUCUGCUUCGUCCAUCUGAGUGUUCAGGAGUUUCUGGCUGCUCUUCAUGUCCAUCUGACCUUCUUCAGCUCUGGUGUCAAUCUGCUGUCAGAAGAACAAACAACCUCUCUGGAGUCUAAACGCUAUGAACCCAAUCCUGAACCAAAGCAUCUCUACCAGAGUGCUGUGGACCAGGCCUUAAAGAGUCCUAAUGGACACCUGGACUUGUUCCUCCGCUUCCUCCUGGGUCUUUCACUGGAGACCAAUCAGAGUCUCCUCCGAGGUCUGCUGACACAGACAGGAAGUUGCUCACAGACCAAUCAGGAGACAGCCCAGUACAUCAAGGAGAAGAUCAGUAGGAAUGUGUCUCCAGAGAAAAGCAUCAAUCUGUUCCACUGUUUGAAUGAACUGAAUGAUGGUUCUCUAGUGGAGGAGAUCCAAAGGUCCCUUAGAUCAGGACGUCUCUCCACAGAUGAACUGUCUCCUGCUCAGUGGUCAGCUCUGGUCUUCAUCUUACUGUCAUCACAAGAAGAUCUGGAGGUGUUUGACCUGAAGAAAUACUCUGCUUCAGAGGAGGCUCUUCUGAGGCUGCUGCCAGUGGUCAAAGCCUCCAACAAAGUUCUACUCAGUGACUGUAACCUCUCAGAGAGAAGCUGUGAAGUUCUGUCCUCAGUCCUCAGCUCCCAGUCCUCUAGUCUGAGAGAACUGGAUCUGAGUAACAACCACCUGCAGGAUUCAGGAGUGAAGCUUCUGUGUGAUGGACUGAAGAGUCCACACUGUCACCUGGAGACUCUCAGCCUGUCAGGCUGUCUGAUCACAGAGGACGGCUGUGCUUCUCUGGUCUCAGCUCUGAGCUCCAACCCCUCCCACCUCAGAGAACUGGACCUGAGCUACAACCAUCCAGGAGACUCAGGGGUGAAGAUGCUGUCUGAUGGAGUGGAGGAUCCUCACUGGAGACUGGAGACUCUCAGGGUGAAGCCUGCUGGAGUCCGAUGGAUGACACCAGGUCUGAGGAAGUAUUCCUGUGAACUCACAAUCGACACAAACACAGUUCACAGAAACCUCAAACUGUCUGACAACAACAAGAAGGUGACAUUUGUGAAGAUGGAGGUUCAGUCAUACCCUGAUCAUCCAGACAGAUUUGACUACUGGUACCAGCUGCUGUGUAGAACUGGUCUGACUGGUCGCUGUUACUGGGAGGUCGAGUGGAGAGAAAGAGUUUAUGUAUCAGUGAGUUACAGAGGAAUCAAGAGGAAAGGAGACCCUGAAGACUGUUGGUUUGGACACAAUGAUCAGUCCUGGUGUCUGAUCUGCUCUGAUGAAAGUUACUCUGUCCGUCACAAUAAGACAGAAACACGCAUCACCUCCUCCUCCUCCUCUGGUAGAGUAGCAGUGUAUGUGGACUGUCCUGCUGGCUCUCUGUCCUUCUACAGAGUCUCCUCUGACUCACUGAUCCACCUCCACACCUUCAGCACCACAUUCACUGAACCUCUUUAUCCUGGGUUUUUUCUCUGGUCUGGUUCUGGUUCCUCAGUGUCUCUGUGUCCUCUUCAGGACGGAGAGUCUCCUCCUGGUGGAGAAGCUUCCUCUCUGCUCACCACAUAGUUCAGUCUGUACAGUGUAAUGGCAAAAUAUAAUGAUGCCAUAAUGUUUUAUUAGAUUAAUGGUUAAAACCAAUCAUGACUUUAAUUCUGAGGAAGUUCCAAGACCCCAGCUGUGUGGGAACGAUCUAAACAGAAUAAUCUCAAAGCACCUCUCCUCUUUGAUCCCAUUUGUCUUUGCAUAACACCGCUGCGUGGAGGAAGGAGAAGGUGUAAAUUUCUUAGGCUAUUGUCCUAGAUCUAAUCAAACAUCUGUUGUAAGCACCUUGAGUUUCCCUUCAAGUCUGAGACCUCCUUGCCUGUCUCAAACUCUUUAGCAUAACAAAACCAAGGUGUUAACCCCGCCAAUGUAUAAAUAUAGCCAUGUUCCUCUCAAACAUUAAGAAGACGCUUGCCACUGCCUGUCGAUGUGUAGCUGUUGCAAACCUCUUCUUCCUUGCAAGAAAUAAACAGAAAAAUACAACUUUGAUUCACAAGAGAGUCCCCCCCCAAUAAGAGAUAUAUAGAUCUGUAUGAUAAAUUGUCCUUAUGUGUGUGUGCUUUAUUAGUGCGCACACACAUGAAUCAAAGCAAGGUCAUGUUUCCUCAUCCUUUGUAUUGAUGAAAAUAAGUAACAUGAAUGUGAUUCAAAUCUUACAAAAUCUUUUCAGUGAAAUCAAAUCUAAUUUCUCAUAAUCAGGUUUUUUCUGAAUCUUUUGAAAGUUUCAGCAAAGCUCUGAAGAAAAUGUUUAAUGACCGAUAUCAUGUGCUUGUGUUUUUAUUAACGUUAAUAUAACAGUACAACGUUUAGUCGUUCCAUGUAUUUAGAUUAACAGGAAUAUAAUGGUAUGUUUCUAAUAGUUUUUCGCAGUCGCUUUGGUACAUUUAUCGAUUUCUCCUCAACGUUUGCAGAACAUCGCGUUCGUUACUCAAAACAAUUUGUACGAACAGCAAAACCACACUGAAGACAGUCUGUGGAGUAAAUCUCUGGGGGGGGGGGCAUGUGGCUGGUGUCAUACGCUCCGUCUCUGUACUGAGGACAGUUCCUCAUGGGGAGUAGAGUGAGGACCUCCAUCAGCAGACCACUGCCUGAUGAUGUUGGACCGAUGGAAACGGACAUCGUCCCAAACUAUCAGAACUUUGGAAGGUCAUCUCCAGUGUGACCCCCCCCCCCCCCCCCCCCCUUGUUCAGGGAUGAGUGUUAAAAGGCCCAUAAAAUGUGUCUCUUCUCAUCACGUGUCCUCGGACUCUUCUUCCUCUUCCUCUUCUCUGGCUGUCGUCCUUCAUCGUCAGACUCGUCCUGUUUGAGAUGCACCUUCGUUAAAGUCCAGAUUCACCUCGACAUGAAGAGCAGCAUCAGAAUCCUUUGGAUGAACAAAGCGUUUAAACUGGUUCAAAGAAAUGAGAAACUGCUUCUUUGAUGUGAACAAGGGAAACAACCAUGUGAAGAUGAAAAUGUUGAAAAGUUUCUGAUCAGAAAAACGUACCAAAGCGACUUAGAAAAACUAAUAAAUGACUUUUAUUGGACACAUGGUCCUGGACCAGAAGAGUCACCUGAGAUUAAACCAGUAAAUAAUAAUUUGUUGUAAUAUUUUAUCUAAGUAGAGGAAAUGUUUCUGAGGUGGGAGGAGGCUGUAAAUAUGAUUAAUGAUCUCAAUACGUAUCACAUGGGGAAUAUAAUAAAGACAAAAUUACACCAACAGAGUUCAUCUCUUUGUGAUUUAUAACAUGAACAAUAAUUAGAAUCAAGUGCUUUAACUCAACUCUCUUCACUCUCUCACACUUUAAUGCCUUUAAUAUGCAUCCAUCACAAAAAUAAGAUUAAAGUAAAAAGUCAAAAAAAUAAAAUGUGAACAUGUGUAUAACGUUGUAUUUCAGUGCGUAACUUGUGUCUCUGCGACUACUCAGUAUAAUAAAUCAGACUGGACUUCA
Messenger RNA from Pungitius pungitius (ninespine stickleback), 5462 nucleotides. RefSeq names its product NLR family CARD domain-containing protein 3-like. The record is from RefSeq and is a predicted model, not a curated record. Bases 145 to 3555 code for a protein of 1136 amino acids. Lineage: Eukaryota; Metazoa; Chordata; Actinopteri; Perciformes; Gasterosteidae. The transcript has 11 exons. Gene Ontology annotation, biological process: intracellular signal transduction. Gene Ontology annotation, molecular function: protein binding.